This is a messenger RNA of Musa acuminata AAA Group (dessert banana), 1365 nucleotides long. RefSeq names its product glucan endo-1,3-beta-glucosidase 8-like. Gene Ontology annotation, cellular component: plasma membrane. NCBI's taxonomy places the organism in Eukaryota, Viridiplantae, Streptophyta, Magnoliopsida, Zingiberales, Musaceae. The coding region runs from base 16 to 1365 and encodes 449 amino acids. The record is from RefSeq and is a predicted model, not a curated record. The transcript has 2 exons. Gene Ontology annotation, molecular function: hydrolase activity, hydrolyzing O-glycosyl compounds. Gene Ontology annotation, biological process: carbohydrate metabolic process.
GUGAACUGGGGGACGAUGGCCACCCAUCGGUUGCCGCCCAAAACCAUCGCGCAGCUCCUACAAGACAACGGCAUCAAGAAGGUCAAGAUAUUCGACGCGGAUCCGUCCUCCAUGAGCGCAUUGGCCGGGACAGGGAUCGAGGUGAUGAUCGCCAUCCCCAACGGCAUGCUCGCCACGAUGAACGACUACGACGCGGCCAAGCAGUGGGUGAAGAAGAACGUCACCCGCUACAACUUCGACGGCGGAGUUGACAUCAAAUACGUAGCAGUUGGUAAUGAACCCUUCUUGAAGUCAUACAACGAUUCCUUCACCAACAUCACCUUCCCGGCGCUGAAGAACAUCCAGAACGCUCUCAACGAAGCAGGAAUAGGAGACGCCAUCAAAGCCACCGUCCCCCUCAACGCUGACGUCUACGACUCACCGGCGAGCAACCCGGUGCCGUCGGCCGGAGACUUCCGAGCUGAUAUCCGUGACCUAAUGGCGCAGAUCGUCGAGUUCUUCAGCCUCAAUGGUGCGCCCUUCACCGUCAACAUAUACCCAUUCCUGAGCCUGUACGGGAACAGCGACUUCCCCAUCGACUUCGCCUUCUUCGACGGCACCAGCGCUCCCGUUGUCGACAACGGGGUGGCGUACACCAACGUGUUCGACGCCAACUUCGACACGCUGGUCUCGGCUCUGAGGAAGGCCGGCUUCGGCGAUCUGCCUAUCGUGGUGGGGGAGGUCGGCUGGCCUACGGACGGCGACGUGAACGCCAAUGUGGCCAUGGCGGAGAGGUUCUUCGGUGGCCUCCUGAAGCGCCUUGCCGCCAAGAGCGGGACGCCGCUACGGCCGAACAUGGAGAUGCAGGUGUACUUGUUCGGCCUCGUCGACGAGGACGCCAAGAGCGUGGCGCCCGGGAACUUCGAGCGCCACUGGGGGCUCUUCACCUACGACGGACGGCCAAAGUUCGCCGUCGAUUUCUCCGGGCAGGGACAGAACGGGAUGCCGGUGGGAGCGAAGGGCGUGCAGUACCUGCCGACGAGGUGGUGUGCGUUGAAUCCGGCCGCCACGGACCUCGGCAAGCUCGCCGACAACGUCAACUUCGCCUGCACGUACGCGGAUUGCACCGCCCUCGGCGGCGGGUGCUCCUGCGAUGCGCUCGACGCUUCAGGGAAAGCUUCGUAUGCCUUCAACGCGUACUUCCAAGCUCAGAGCCAGAACGGGGAGAGCUGCUAUUUCCAAGGACUCGCCAUGGUGACGACGCAGAACAUCUCGCAGGGCUCCUGCAACUUCACGAUUCAGAUCGCAUCUUCCGCCGCUUCGACCUCUCGCCGGGCGCGGCUGGUGGUGCUUUUGUUGGCGAUUGCCGCCGGGCUCUUGAUGUAG